Teleopsis dalmanni is the source of this 1135-nucleotide messenger RNA. Its product is annotated as protein phosphatase 1 regulatory subunit 14B. Lineage: Eukaryota; Metazoa; Arthropoda; Insecta; Diptera; Diopsidae. The transcript has 6 exons. Gene Ontology annotation, biological process: regulation of phosphorylation. The record is from RefSeq and is a predicted model, not a curated record. The coding region runs from base 544 to 918 and encodes 124 amino acids. Gene Ontology annotation, molecular function: protein serine/threonine phosphatase inhibitor activity. Gene Ontology annotation, cellular component: cytoplasm.
AUAUUUAAACAAUAAUUAAAAAAGGUGGUAGUAAAAAUAAUCGAAGAUAAAUAAAGUUGUGUGCAAUUUUUAAUUUAAAACUAACGCAACACUGCAUGCCUACCCAAAACCAAUUAAAAUUUUAGCUACAAACAAAAGUAGCAGCAGCCUUUGGAGCAGCAACAACACGAGUAACAACAAAACGGCCAACAAGAGUAACUACAACAACAACAAUAGCAGCGGCAGCAUCAGAAUCAGCAUCAGCAGCAGCAGAAAAGCAGUUAAGCAAAAUUUCAGAGCACAAAAUAACUUAUACUUAACAAAUUGCCCAAAAAGUUUCGCAAUUUAAUUAAAGUCAAUAAAAAACUGAAGAGAGCUAAAUAACAAUAAGUCCAUAUUUCAUCAAAAAACAAAGAAAAAACAACAGUUCAAUUAACUCCCACACAACAAAUCUUCAAAUUAAAAUCAACUUUGUUAACAGAAAAUAUAAAAAAAACAAAACUAAAAAAAAUACAAAAAAAUUAAUAAUAAAAAAAUAUUAAAAAAAUAAUUAAAAAAUCCAAUAUGCAGUGCGGUCUGGAGCAAAUGAACGAUUGCGAACGUUCGCCAAAUCGAACAAAUCUCCGCGUCAAUUUCAACGAGAAAGGCUCAGAAGUCAAGGAGAGACGUGAAAAGUUCCUCACCGCCAAAUAUGGUUCACAUCAGAUGAGUUUAAUUCGAAAGCGCUUGGCAGUUGAAAUGUGGCUUUAUGAUGAACUACAAAAACUCUUCGAUCCACCAACUGAAGCUAUUGAUGUAGAUAUAGAUGAAAUACUAGAUAUGGAUACAGACGACAUCAGAAGAUCUCAUCUAAUUAGAUUAUUGUCAGUCUGCAAACGCCCACAGUCGGACAUUUUGAAAUUUAUCAGCGAUCUCCUUGAUCGCGCAAAAACGCUUUAAACGCCCGACAGCAGAAAUACGUUUUUCACAACAAAUUCUGUUAAUUUGUUAUUUUUCUUUUAUAAAUUUAUAAACUUAAGUUUAGCUAUAAGAAAUUGAAAUAUUAAACUUUAUUAUACAUACAAAUAUGUUGUAAAUUUAGUUUUAAUUUUUCGCAACGCACUCCUAAGUUCGUUACUUUUUAUUUAAAUUAUUUUUAAAUUUCAAAAAAAAAAAA